CACUGUGGCAGUGGUUAGGAAGUAGUGUCAGACAGUUGUAGCUUUUCGAAAUAAUGGAAUAGGGAAUAAUUUUAUUGAUAUUACACAUAGGUGUUAAGGCUUUUAAUACUUGUUUUUCCAUGUUAGGAAUUAUAAUUGGCAAACCACAAACGUCUUAAACCUUUCAGUCGUAGGUCCUACCACGACCAAACUUAGAUCCGUCACAAAGACGCACUCCGAUUUUUAGACGUCUUCGUCGUUUUUAUUUCACUAAAUUAGACGUGUAUAGAUGUUAUAUGGUUAGCGUUACCUCUAACCACUACCUCAGCGAAAACACAAAAUAGGGUUGCUGUGGAGAGGCAUAUUUUGAUAACCCACACACGCUUUUCACUUUUAGGCUGGGGAAGCUCCCAGACCAAACCGCGCAAGCUAGUUAGCCAUAGCUUGCUAAGACGCAAGGAAGGAUACCAAAGUGUUGGCCGGAUAAUACUGGCUAACUUGAACAUAGCCAUCUAGCUAGGGUAGGAUAGCAGUGCCAGGCAGUCGUAGUCAGGUUCAAAUCACUGCCUGUCAGAGCAAAAUCACUAAACGUAGUAGUUCCUAGACUGUUUCCAUUGGGUACAACAUGCCUCCUAGGAUAGACAAAGGGCUUGCAAUGGCAAGCAGGGUUAAAAUAGUUAGCUAGCGUUCACAGUACGAGGAAGCGAAAGUACACUCGAUGUAACUGUUAGCAGAAAUUGCCGGUGUAGCUAAUUUCCCCCUAACUUUCCUUAGAGGAGAUAUUUGAGGAACACGGCCAAGAUAGUUCACAGCGUCAAGGGGGACGUUUAACACAACUGCUUUUAGAUCAAGGGUGGGUGUCUCACAACCAGAUAGAGUAUCGAAGUGCUCCAAAUACUUUGCCUGCCGACUCCUGCCGUAGCAAGCCAGAUUGCUACAGCCAUUGAAUGCUGCUUUUUGUUUAAUCAAAUCGGCCAUACAGACAGCUAGUGACACUAGCGCUCCCCUUAUUACUUUGAAAAUGUCGAUUGUGCCCAACGAAGCUGCGCUACUGAUAAAAGAUGUUAAGCCGGGAUCGAAAAAUUUAAACAUCGUCUUUAUUGUUUUGGAGAUCGGCCGGGUGACCAAGACAAAGGAUGGACACGAAGUGCGCUCUUGUAAGGUGGCUGACAAGAGUGGGAGCAUUGCCAUCUCCGUCUGGGAUGAGUUGGGCAGUCUUAUCCAACCCGGAGACAUCAUACGCCUUACUCGAGGCUAUGCCUCAAUGUGGAAAGGUUGCUUAACUCUAUACACUGGAAGAGGUGGAGACCUACAGAAGAUUGGCGAGUUUUGCAUGGUAUAUUCAGAGGUGCCUAACUUCAGUGAGCCAAAUCAAGAGCUACUAGCCCAAGCAAAUAUGCAAAAUAAGACGGGUAAAGGGGAGCAAAGAGGGAACUCUCCACCAAAUCAGAAUUCAGGUACACCCCCACAAACGGGAAACGGUUCGAUGCAGACCUACUCCAACAAUAACAAUGCUGCUUUGCCCACACCUCGAGAUCCCCGGACCAACGGUCGGCCGCCUCCUGGAAACGGCGCUCCACCACCACCGGUCACCGCAGGCGGCCCUCCCGCUGCCCCCAAGCCCUCAGUCACCAUCAGCAAUGGCAGGGACCCUCGGCGAGCUUCGAAGAGAUAAAGAGCAUCAUGCAGGGAAAAAAAACAUAACGAAAUCACUUAUCGCACACACCCCAAUCCCCUGUUCUCUACGCCAUACUUCUAUUCCCUCUUUCCUUGAUCAACUACUACUUCUUGCGGUAUGGUUUGACACAGAUCUGAGCCGCUGAGAAAACACAUCACGUUACUGCCACUUGGGAAGAGGCUCGUCCAUUUUGUCUGUCCUCCUCCGGUUCAUCUUGUGCCAGAUUGUUCGGUCUUCACUAGUUGUGCCACAUUCCUAUUUCAUCAGUUGAAGCACUGCACUGAAGGCCAAAUCAUGGUGUCGACUCGUUCAUAUGUAAAGUUUGCCUGUUGUUCCUGCGAAAAUGAACUUUUUAAAAAAGAAAACAGUUAACCAGCCACAAACAGCCCCCGUUCCUCUCACUUAAGUGUUUUUUUUUACCAAUUCAGUGCCAGUUUUAUGCCCACUAAUGUUUACCCCCCUUAUCCCCUUAAAGUGUUGAAUGAAACUAUACACCCUACUUGAACACUUGAUGCACUUUCUUAAGUUAUAGAGGAGGCAUUACUGACUCGUGAUUUAAGCAAUGUUCUUUUUUUUUUUUGCUCUGAAUUUGCCAAUGUCGGGACAAGGUCAUCAAAGGUGGCCCUCUUUGGCCAAAGGACACAUGUUUCAAAAGUAGGAGUGACUGUGUGAAAGGAGAGGUGAUAGUUUUGGUUUUUAACACGUUAGGCUUAUUUAAGUAGAAUAAAGACUUGUUCAGAAAGCCCAUGAAGUGCUGUGGGGAAGGUUUA
Messenger RNA from Engraulis encrasicolus (European anchovy), 2427 nucleotides. RefSeq names its product nucleic acid binding protein 1a (gene nabp1a). The record is from RefSeq and is a predicted model, not a curated record. The coding region runs from base 1001 to 1654 and encodes 217 amino acids. The transcript has 6 exons. Gene Ontology annotation, molecular function: DNA binding. Gene Ontology annotation, cellular component: SOSS complex. NCBI's taxonomy places the organism in Eukaryota, Metazoa, Chordata, Actinopteri, Clupeiformes, Engraulidae. Gene Ontology annotation, biological process: double-strand break repair via homologous recombination; response to ionizing radiation; mitotic cell cycle checkpoint signaling.